AAGGACUUCUACAUACCUGCAACUCGACUACAAUGCGGCAGUGAGGAACGAUCUUGUCUACGCCAAAAGUCAGGCAACCAGCAUGCCUGCCCACUAGUUAAUCCUCCCGCACUUUCUCCAAUGGAGAGUUCUACCCAAACUGUUAGCCGCUUCCUCCAACAGAGCUCAGCCCUGUCCUACCCAUCACCCUUGAGCUUACGCCUAGACGAAAAAUGACCAGGCUCUCUUGACCACUGGAACUUCGGCCUUCACUUUGUCUGGUGGGAUUACUGAAACACACGAGGGAGCCGGCAGGCCGCAUGGACCGACGCUAGCGUGGCGAUAAUUUUGGUCUCAUUGAUUGAAGAAGUACAUGUGCGGAGGAGCAGCCAAGAUGACUGGACUUUGGACUUCUUUCUGCGACGCGAUCAUGGAGAACCGAACGUUUUUGGAGCAUUACGUUGCGUAUUUGACUUCCUGGAAAGGCUUUUUGGCUGUGAUAUUUGUUUCUACCUUGGCCUUCGGUGUUUGGAGAGAAAGAAGGAGGCGACUGCUGCAAGAACGAAAGGAGACCGAGAGGAGCGAAAAUGUGCCAGGAUGCUUUCGAUUUGGGAUUUAUGGGAGAUCAGAGCUCGAGGAUCAGUAUCAAGCACCUCUAAUCGGCAGUAAUGGGAACGAGAAACAGCGGCCAACAGUAAAGGCUAUCUUUGUGUAUCCGAUCAAGUCUUGCGGAGGAGUGGAGUUGCAACGAGCAGGAGUUACUUCGACUGGGCUGGUAUGUGAUCGGAUUUUCAGCUUCGCGCAACUGGUGCCGACAGAGACGGGCCACGAAUGGCGCUUCGUAACUCAGCGGGAGUUCCCCAAGCUUUCGCUACUUAAGACAGAAUUGUGGUUGCCGAAUCUGCAAGAGCUGGACGAGGAGGCAGAUGUCGAUCGAGUUGAGAGUUGGCCAGCGAAUGGUGGAUGUGUCGUCGUUCGCUUUCCUUACAGCGCCGAGGCUGGUGCUAGCUCAAGCACAGAACUCGUCACAAUAAAGUUGCCAUUGAACCCGACCUUCGAGCGCAGCACGACAAAACAGUAUACCGAAGAGCACCUCACCAUCUGGACAGACUGUCCGCUUGCCACGAAUAUGACAAAUGAGAUUCAAGCAAGUACGUUGGCCAAACUUGAACACUUUCUGGGUGCGAGGAACCCGCUGGGCAUCUUUCGACAAAACGACAACCAGCUUCGAAAGAUCUCGCGAAGUCUUCCAGCAGACCACCAAGGCGAAGAAUUCCGAGUAGGGUUUCCCGAUGCCUUCUCAGUACACAUCCUCAACAUGGCGAGCAUUCGGGACAUCGAUGACUUGAUGCCUGAAGGCAGUGUCGCCAAGGGACAGUUGGACGCGCGGAGAUUCAGAGCCAACAUAUAUAUAUCUGGAACGCCUGCUUAUGCCGAAGACUCCUGGAAACGAAUAGCAAUUGGCAACGCAGCAAACGAAGACACGAAAUCUCAAUCUCCUGGUGUCUAUCAUGCAGCGUGUCGAACAGCCAGGUGUAAUGUACCCAACGUGGAUCCUCAGACUGGUAUCAAGGACCGCAACGAACCUGGAGCGACACUACGACGCACACGACAAGUCGAUGAAGGAGCCAAGCCCCAUCCGUGUCUUGGAUUGUCGUUGAUACCUUUGUUCGACAGAGGAGUGUUCAAACUUGGAGAGGAGGUCGAAAUCCUCGAGACUGGCGAGCAUUUUUACGAGAAGAUGUUCCCUUAACAUUUAUAUUGGUGCCAUGGGUUUCCUGGCUGGACAUAUUCGGGCCUCUUUAUUGGCACGACAUCAGAGAGACAGAGACCACAUGGCAAGAAUUGUUUUGCGGGUUUAGCGAGGCGUAUUGCGUUCACGGUGUGGGCAGCAUGGGAUUUACUGCGAGGUGUACACUACAAGUUGUUUUGAAGAAUGGAAAUGGAAAUGGCAACAGCAA
Cercospora beticola is the source of this 1940-nucleotide messenger RNA. Its product is annotated as MOSC domain-containing protein. NCBI's taxonomy places the organism in Eukaryota, Fungi, Ascomycota, Dothideomycetes, Mycosphaerellales, Mycosphaerellaceae. The record is from RefSeq and is a predicted model, not a curated record. Gene Ontology annotation, molecular function: pyridoxal phosphate binding; molybdenum ion binding; catalytic activity.